AUGCAUCCUCGAUUGCUUACCACGCUGGUUCUACUCGACCCUGUUGUCAUCUUCCCAGAGAGACCUUAUGGUUCCGAAACAUAUGAGUUUGCAAGAUUAUCGACCUGGCGGAGAGACAUCUGGGCCUCGAGGGACGAGGCAGCCAAGAGCUUCAAGAAAAGCAAGUUCUACGCCGCCUGGGAUUCUCGAGUGCUAGAAAGGUGGCUUCAGUAUGGUCUACGAGAUCUACCCACUAUUUUGUAUCCCGACUUAACUGAAGGGGAUCAAAGAGUCACGCUCAAGACUACAAAACACCAAGAAGUAUUCACCUUUACCAGACCCAAUUUUGAGGGCUUUGAGAGAGGUCACUUUGAUCGAAAACGCCACAUUGAUAUGGAGCCAGAAAUUGCAGUUAACUUGAAAUUUGUUCGCCCAGAACCUCUAGAUAUCUUCCGUCGUUUGCCCAAUCUACGUCCCAGUGUGCUGUACAUAUUUGGAGGUGAUUCUGACAUGUCAACCGCUGAGCGGAGAAAAGCCAAGAUGGAUGUGACUGGAGUCGGUGUGGGAGGCAGUGGUGGCGCAAAAGCCGGGAAGGUUCAAGAAGUCGUUUUACCAGGCAUUGGUCACCUGGUAGCUAUGGAAGCCGUGGGCCAAUGCGCUGAGUCUGCCGCGCAGUGGAUUGAUGCAGAAUUGAAGAUAUGGAAUGCAGAUGAGGAAGAGUUUAGGAGCUUAUGGGCCAUAAAAUCAUUCACAGAGAAGACAACUAUCGACGAAAAGUGGCGUGAAAUGAUUGGCCCCUUACCAGGGAGCUCAAAAGCAGCAGAAGAGCCAAAACUGUGA
Endocarpon pusillum Z07020 is the source of this 819-nucleotide messenger RNA. RefSeq lists its product as uncharacterized. The record is from RefSeq and is a predicted model, not a curated record. The transcript has a single exon. NCBI's taxonomy places the organism in Eukaryota, Fungi, Ascomycota, Eurotiomycetes, Verrucariales, Verrucariaceae. Bases 1 to 819 code for a protein of 272 amino acids.